UUACACUUGGCACAAUGCAGUCAGACAAGUACCGUUCUCCUGGCAACCGCCAAACCUAGACUCGUCCAUCAGAUUGCCAGAUGGAGAAGCGCGAUUCGUCACUCCAGAGAACGCGUCUCCACUGCUCUAGAGUCCAGUGGCGGCGUGCUUUACACCACUGCAUCCGACGCUUUGCAUUGCACUUGGUGAUGUAUGGCUUGGAUGCAGCUGCUCGGCCAUGGAAACCCAUUCCAUGAAGCUCUCUGCGCACUGUUCUUGAGCUAAUCUGAAGGCCACAUGAAGUUUGGAGGUCUGUAGCGAUUGACUCUGCAGAAAGUUGGUGACCUCUUCGCACUAUGCGCCUCAGCAUCCGCUGACCCCGCUCCGUCAGUUUACGUGGCCUACCACUUCGUGGCUGAGUUGCUGUCGUUCCCAAACACUUCCACGUUCUUAUAAUACAGCUGACUGUGGAAUAUUUAGGAGCGAGGAAAUUUCACGAUUUUAUACACCUGUGGCCAUGGAAGUGAUUGGAACACCUGAUUCUGAUUAUUUGGAUGGAGAGUCACAAUAGUAGGAUUUUGUUUAUUGUUGGAUUGAAACUAUGAGCCAGAGGCAUGUUUUGCAAGUUUUUGAGCAGUACCAGAAGGAAAGGAUGAAGUUCGUGCAAACAGUUGCAGAGCUCGCAACAAGACCUCAAAACAUCGAAACACUUCAAAAUGCAGGUGUGAUGUCCCUCCUGAGGCCUCUCCUCCUGGAUGCGGUCCCGACUAUCCAGCAGACGGCCGCUCUGGCUCUCGGAAGACUUGCCAGCUACAACAAUGACCUUGCCGAGGCUGUGGUGAAGGGAGAAAUCCUGCCUCAGCUCGUCUACUCACUGGCCGAGCAGAAUCGCUUCUAUAAGAAGGCAGCGGCGUUUGUUCUCCGUGCCGUGGCGAAGCACUCGCCCGAGCUGGCACAAGCCGUGGUAGACUGCGGUGCCCUCGACGCUCUGGUCAUCUCCCUGGAGGAGUUCGAUCCCGGAGUGAAAGAAGCUGCUGCGUGGGCGCUGGGCUACAUUGCUCGCCACAACGGCUCUUUGGCUCAGGCGGUGGUGGACGCAGGCGCAGUUCCUCUGCUCGUCCUCUGCAUGCAGGAGCCUGAGAUCGCUCUGAAGAGGGUCUCCGCUUCAACGCUGAGCGACAUCGCCAAACACUCGCCAGAGCUCGCGCAAACUGUAGUGGACACUGGAGCUAUUGCACACCUGGCUCAGAUGAGCCUGUACCCAGACGCCAAACUGAAGAGGCAAGUUUUCUCGGCUCUAGGCCAAAUCUCCAAGCACUCUGUGGACCUGGCAGAGAUGGUGGUGGAGGCUGAGAUCUUCCCUGCUGUACUGGCUUGCCUUAAAGACCCAGAUGAGUAUGUGAGGAAGAACGUCAGCACGCUGAUACGAGAGAUCGCAAAACACACCCCUGAGUUAUCCCAGAUGAUCGUGAAUGCCGGAGGUGUAGCAGCUAUGAUUGAUUUUCUAGGAGACUCCAGAGGAAACGUCCGACUGCCCGGCAUCAUGAUGCUCGGCUACGUGGCUGCACACUCGGAGAACCUCGCCAUGGCGGUUAUUGUAUCUAAGGGUGUACCACAGCUGGCUAUCUGUCUGGCAGAGGAGACAGAGGAUCACAUGAAGGCUGCAACAGCCUGGGCUUUAGGACAGAUCGGUCAUCACACACCAGAGCAUGCAAGAGCUGUGGCCAUGUCUAAUGUGCUCCCCAAACUGCUGAGUCUCUACCUGGACACUCAGAGCUCAGAGGACCUGCAAAUCAAGGCGAAGAAGGCCUUAAAGAGCAUUCUUCAGAAGUGCACCUACCUUCCAGCACUGGAGCCUCUCCUCUACGAAGCUCCCAGCAAUGUUCUCAAGCACGUCAUCUGCCAGUUCAGCAAGGUUCUUCCUCAUGAUAGUAAAGCUCGGAGGUUGUUUGUAACCAGCGGAGGACUGAAGAAGGUGCAGGAAAUUAAAGCUGAGCCCGGUUCUGCUCUGCAGGAGUACAUCAACGCCAUUAACGCCUGCUACCCUGAGGAGAUAGUCAGGUACUAUUCACCUGGAUAUUCAGAGGCGCUACUAGAAAGGAUCGAGAAUUAUCAGCCAGCUUAGGACAGGAAGCAUGAUUAGCAAUAUGCCUUUAUCUAGCACAUCCACUGUAGACAAAACUGACUACAUGCAUAAUAUUUGGUUUGUUUCUUUCAAAAUAUUUCACAUUUUUCAUAAUCAUCAAUAAGAAAUCACUAAAAAUAGAAAAAUAGAGAAAUACUCUGUUCUAAAGCAUUAAUAAACUCACUGAGUGCCUUUUAUUUACUUAC
Molecule: messenger RNA, 2310 nt
Organism: Hemibagrus wyckioides
Lineage: Eukaryota; Metazoa; Chordata; Actinopteri; Siluriformes; Bagridae
Product: sperm-associated antigen 6
Exons: 12
Coding region: 581-2104 (507 amino acids)
Biological process (GO): neuron projection extension; epithelial cilium movement involved in extracellular fluid movement; sperm axoneme assembly
Cellular component (GO): acrosomal vesicle; microtubule cytoskeleton; axoneme
Molecular function (GO): microtubule binding
Source: RefSeq, a predicted model, not a curated record